This is a messenger RNA of Scylla paramamosain (green mud crab), 2516 nucleotides long. RefSeq names its product zinc finger and SCAN domain-containing protein 12-like. The transcript is spliced from 5 exons. The record is from RefSeq and is a predicted model, not a curated record. Lineage: Eukaryota; Metazoa; Arthropoda; Malacostraca; Decapoda; Portunidae. Gene Ontology annotation, biological process: regulation of transcription by RNA polymerase II. Gene Ontology annotation, molecular function: RNA polymerase II cis-regulatory region sequence-specific DNA binding; DNA-binding transcription factor activity, RNA polymerase II-specific. Bases 129 to 2183 code for a protein of 684 amino acids. Gene Ontology annotation, cellular component: nucleus.
CAUUAUUGGAACAAAACAAGCCGAGCCGAGCCACCCGCCGCUAUAUUGUUGUUGUUGUCGUUUGUUGGCGUCACUGAGCUGCUCUGGGGUGGCCGCGCUCCUGACCUCCUCCCCACGCCUUCAUACAAAUGCAAGAGAUGGAGUGGAACAACCGACAACAAAUUGUGCACAAAUGGCAGCCUUUUGGCUUACAGCAGAUGCAGAUUCAGCAACAACAACAGCUGCAACAGCAGCAUCAGUUGCCUGCACAGCAUCAACAGCAGCAGCAGCUGCAGCAACAGCAACACCCACAGCCUCCACCCCCUCAGCAGCAGCCUCAGCCACAGCAACAGAUGCAGCAGCAGCAGCAGCAACAGCAGCUCCAGCCACCUCCUCUUCAGAUGUCCCAGUUGGCCCCGAAGGUGAACAGGACGGGCGGCUCCACCACCCCUCACUGCCUCGUCUGUAAUGUGCACCUUGGCAUGUUUGCUAAGGGUGGCAUGGAGGUGUUCUCAGAGAAGGUGACCACUACCAGCGGGAAGCUGCAGAUCCACAACGUCCUUGGCUCCAUCAUCAACUCUGAGCUGAAUGCUGCUGCUGUGCAUUCAAGCAUCGUCUGCAAGAAGUGCUUCAAGCUGCUGGACGAUAUCGAUGCUUUGGAAGUGCAGCUUGUUGGCAUGAAACAGCUUGUGUCCAGCAAGUAUACCAUGACCCUGGCACUGGUGAAGAAAGGUCUGGUGGGCAAGGCAGUGUUGGAGGAGAGUCCCAAGCAGCAGCAGCAGCAGCAGCAGCAGCAGCAGCAGCAGCAGCAGCAGCAAGGGCAACACCAACAGCAGCAGAUCACCCUGCCAGCAAAGGCUAAAAAGUUGCCUCCAAAGCCCCUCAACACAGCAGGAAAAGGCAUCAAAUCCAAAGGUGGCACAAGAAGAGGCCGGCCACCCAAAGCAGUGCGUCCACGGAAGGUUGGGAAGCUGGCUGUCAAGUCUGGCAAGUUGGUGGUGAAGGGAGUGGAUGUGACCCUGGCACCAGAGGUGGAGCUCAAGGAGGAGAGUGUGUCCUCUGAUGAUGAGGAAGGAGUGCCGAUGGAACUGGACCUUGCUGAGGACACAGAAGAUGAAGCUGGCUCCAGCAUAUGCUCUUUGUGUAAUAAAGAAUUUCCAUCAAGAACACUUCUGGUAUCGCAUCUCGAAACUCAUGGAAUUAACUGUGAAUCUCACAAGUGUGAAAUUUGUGAUAAAAGUUUCCUUACUGCAGAGAGUCUUGUUAAACAUAAAAGAUUGCAUAAAGGAAAGAAAAAGAAUGUUAAACGAAGGGCAGGCUGUCCGGCCUUUGACAUCACUCACAUAAAGCAGUUUAAGUGUCGUCAGUGCAACAAAGUGUUCACCACGAAGAGCAAGGCGGAGGACCAUGAGCGGACUCACACAGGGGAGAAGCCCUUCGAGUGCGACAUCUGUGGCACGUGCUUCAGGCAGAAAAGCAACCUCUCAUCUCACAAGAGAGUGACUCACCUGCAGGAGAGGCGGUACAAGUGUGAGUUGUGUGACAAGGCCUUCAAGUGGAAAAGAUUAUUGAAUGGCCACACCAUGAGCAUUCACACUGGAGAGCGGCCAUACAAAUGUGAGUUUUGUGAGGCAGGUUUUGUGUAUCAACAACAUUAUAAAAAGCACAUGAGGAUUCAUACAGGUGAGAAACCUUUUAAAUGUGAAGUGUGCGGGAAGGCAUUCAAUUCCUCAAACAACUGCAGGGCUCACAUGUUCACCCACUCAGACAAAAAGCCAUACGAGUGCACCCUGUGUGGGGCAGGAUUCAUGCGCAAGCCUCUUGUUCUGUCCCACAUCAAGCAGCACGACCACAUAGACAACAUAGAGGUGUAUGUUAAGGCCAACUCACCCACAACAGCAGUGGCAGCAGCAGGGGAGGGCAGCAGCAACAUGGGUGGUGCCAGGAGCCCCGUCCCCAAUGCCAUUAUCCGCAGGAGGAAGCCAAACAGAGAGCCGACACACACUGCAGUGAUGCACAUGACUCAGGGACCACCACAGCCUGCCCAUAACAACAUGGAGGAGAGUAUACCUCACUUCAUCAUCCCCAGCAAUGACGGCAGGGAGGCCACAGCCACCGGGGAGACAAUGGGCUAUAUGUUUGGCACCUUCCAGACACAGAGCACAGUGGGCCAUUACACACCCCUCAAUCUGGGCCAAUGGUAAGCUGGAAGACAGCAGCAUCCACACAUACUGUAUAGUAUUGUGUUAGUAGUGCAAUGAUGUGGUUUGUUUAAGAGAACAUCAAAGUGGAUGUUGCAUUUGAGAUCCCCCUACCAAAGUGGUUUGAGACAUGUAGCUGCUCCUCUGUGUGAGGUAUGAAGCAAUAGUCAUUAUAAUUGUGGGCAUUAUUUUUGAAUCUCAGUCUUGUGGUUUUGGUACACUUGUAAUAUCUGGCUCAUGUGCUGCCUUUGCUCUAGAAAGAGAAGAUUCCUGGUGUGUUGGGCACAGUAUUUAUACUGACUCUCAAACACAAAAAAAUUAUAAGUACUUUCUGAA